AUUAAUUAUUUGGAAUUUAAAUGUUGUAAGUGACUUGUCAAGUGGUUUUCAACGAAUUUGCAAAAAAUCGUCGGUUUUCCAAAGGCGAUCGAUUAGCCUCCAGGGAAGAGGUUCACAUUAAAGUCGUGCAAAUAAACGCCAAGAUGAUGGUGGUACCGGACGAGCCGCCGAAAGCGAAGGGGCGGCAUCGCGUGGACGUAGAAAACGAGAUCAUCCGGAGGCGGGAAAGGGAGUCCAGGCGUCACCAGACGUGGAGUACCGCGGAGCGGUACUUCAAGCACUUUGACAAGGUCAACACCAAGUACGACGCGUGGACGUCCCCCAGGUAUUACGAGGACAACAAUAAGAUGCUCGCGACUAUCGAGUCGAAACGAGCCAAAGAGGAGGCGCUUGCUCGUAGGAGGGACAAGUUGAGGAAGUUAUUGGAGGAAGAGCAGAGCUCGUACGAAAUCGAGGCGAUGGUCAAGAAGAACCUCAGCUUGACGCGACCGACGAAACGGGACGAAGUACCCGUCGAAAUCCUAAAGGACGUGACGUCGGAAACGAGACGACGGGAGGAGGAGAGGAGGAGGAAAGAGGCGGAGCUGAAACUGUACCAUCAGUGGCGCAUCAAUAACCCCAUCGUCAGACAGUACGAGAGCAAGUAUCGAUUCAAAGACCUGAAGCUCUCGUGGCUCGACCAGCAGAUCGAGAAGAGAAUGCAGGACGAGAAUGAGGCGAGGGAGAACGAGAAAUCGAUCAGGGAGCAGGAGGAGCGACUCGCCAGGGCUAAGGAAGUCGAGCAAGAACUGCGCGAAGAAAUAGAGCAUAAAAAGUUGAGCUUAAAGAAGGAUUUAGAGGCUCAAAUGCGCGAGCUUGAAGACAGACAAAAGGUCAGCGAGGAACUAAGGCAAAGGGAGGAGCGCGACAUGAAACGUAAACUGGAUCUGGAAGAAUUGGAGGCGAAGCAGCGGGAGGAGCACAAACGCAGAUUGGAUAGAGAGUGCGUCUUAUACAACGUGAAGCAAUACAAGAGCAGGUUAAAGUUAAAAGCGGAAGAAGUUAGAGAAAACUUGGUCAAAGAUAGGGAGUUUAGCGCGAAGCUCCAGGAGCUCGAGCUCCAAGAGCUCGUGCGAAACGAUAUCGAGCGUAAAAAGAUCAAAGACGAAAUCGCGCGCUUCUUGAAGUUAGUAAAGGAACAGCAGGAGCUAGAGAAGCAACGCCAAAAGCACAUGGAGUUUAUAUUCGAUUCGGAAGCGAAGGCGAUCUACGAGAAACAGUCGGAGGCGUGGCGACUGGAGGAGGCGUGCAGGAAGAAGUUGCUCGAUGAGGUUUUGGAUACCGUUAAGCGGCAAGUGAAGGAAAAUCUGGAAAAAGAUCGGGAGAGGCAGCGUCAGGUUUUGAGGGAACGCGAGGAAAUGUUGACUAAGGUGGAGGAGUACGACAGAGAACUAGAGGCGUUGAAGGAGGAGGAGAAAAAACGGAAGCUGGCGAGAAAGCAAGUGCUGGACGAAGGUGCAAAGCUGAAGAAGGAGAUGAAGAAGCGGGAGGAAAACGCACGGCUAAAGGAGAUCGACGAGGAGCUCGAGAGAGUGAGGAAGGAGGAGGAGAGGUUACGGAAGGAAAUAUUGGAGAUCCAAAGGAGACACGGACCGUCGAGACCGAGUGGUCGCGCGAGGCCGUUUUAUUAAGUAAUUUUUGAGGUGUUAAAGCUACAGUGAGGUUAUUAUUUGUUCGGAAUUAAUUAUAAUAAUUGUAACAUAUUUUGUAAUAAAAACAUUGAUUUAAGUAUUUAUGAGGGAAUACGUUAGUUCUGAAAUUUUGACCAUCUGAAGUCCGGAUUGAAAAACUGAAUGAAAAGGCUUUAACUCAUUUUAGAUUUGUAUUGAGUUUUUAUUUGGUUUGAAAACUCCUCUUGAGUCUUGAGUCAGUUGGUCGUUUCAAUGGAUUCUAGUUCUUGACUUGAUAAAAAUGGUUAUCAAGAGUUACAGAGUAAAGAAGAAAAAGUUUUCCUGGGACGAGGUCUAUUUUUAAAAUUACUGGUAAGUUUUUAAAAACCAACUGCUGUACCCAAGCCAAAUUGUUUAAUUUCAUAGUUCCCGCUCAUAACCUCAAAUAUCGCUAGUUAUUUCAAUAGCGCUGGUCAACUAUCACAGGAAAUAAAACUAUAAAUAUAAAUUUACAAUUAAGAAUUCGAAUGUUUCGAUUGUGUGAUUGCUAUAUGGAGCAGAAGCUUGGACACUCAAACACACAAAAAGUUAGAAACACGAAUUAGAAACAAGGUCACUGGUAACAUGGUUAAUGAAAGCUACAAACUGCAAAGCACAAAGAAUCGAGCCCUUUCAAAACCACAGCACUCAACAUACAUUAUUUGAAGGAAAACGAUUCGUUUGACAAAA
Cylas formicarius (sweet potato weevil) is the source of this 2378-nucleotide messenger RNA. RefSeq names its product trichoplein keratin filament-binding protein-like. Gene Ontology annotation, biological process: apoptotic process. The transcript is spliced from 3 exons. NCBI's taxonomy places the organism in Eukaryota, Metazoa, Arthropoda, Insecta, Coleoptera, Brentidae. The record is from RefSeq and is a predicted model, not a curated record. Gene Ontology annotation, cellular component: keratin filament. Bases 144 to 1670 code for a protein of 508 amino acids.